UGGGAGUGAAUCUUGUCCUCACACUGGUAAUCCUUACUCACACUCAAGUUCCAACUCACUCAGGCUUGGCUGUCAGAAGCUGAGCAGUCUGGGCGUUCCCCAAACAGACCAUUCAAGACUCAAAGGAGAAGGGGCCAUUGGGCCUCGGACACAGAGGGCUGGAUGAACUCUGACAUGUACGAGGCUUCUGCUUGGUCCCUCCCACACGCCAGCCUUCCGGGAUAUGGUUCUCCACCCUGACUGAGUUCUCGCCUAUGGUCUUUGCUGCACAGGGAAGCCAAGACUUCACACAGGCACGUUCUCUCGCUGAAGCUGAAGAUUGUCUUUUAAGCUAGUCCACCUCCUGUUCUGACUGUCCCCAAAACAUGACAAUGAUAUAUGAAAACUUCCAGAACUUGGAGAGUGAGGAGAAAAACCAGGAGAUGAGAAAAGGUGACAGGAAAGGAGGAACAGAGUCUCCAAAGUUUGCUCUAACAGCUCCUCCCCAGUGCUCGCUGUGGAAUAUCCUCUCGUGGACCCACCUCCUCCUCUUCUCCCUGGGCCUCAGCCUCCUGCUGCUGGUGGUUGUCUCCGUGAUUGGAUCCCAAAAUGCCCAGUUAAGGAGGGACCUAGGCACCCUGAGAGCCACUUUAGACAACACCACCUCCAAGAUAAAGGCUGAUGUCCAGGCCCUGGACUCCAGGGGUGACAGCUUGCAAGAAGGGAUCAGUUCUCUGAAAGUGGAGGUGGAGGAUCACAGGCAAGAACUGCAGGCAGGCCGAGGCUUGAGCCAGAAGGUGACUUCUCUGGAGAGUGCAGUGGAGAAGAGGGAGGAGGCUCUCAAAACAGAUCUGUCUGAAAUAACUGAUAGCAUGAAACAGCUGAAGAAGGACUUGAAGGCCCUGACAUGCCAGCUGGCCAGCCUCAAGAACAACGGCUCGGAAAUGGCCUGCUGCCCCCUUCACUGGACGAAGCACGAAGGCAGCUGCUACUGGUUCUCUCAGUCUGAGAAGUCCUGGCCUGAAGCUGACAAAUACUGUCAGCUGGAGAAUUCUCACCUGGUGGUGGUCAACUCCCAGGAGGAGCAGAAAUUUAUUGAGGAGCAUAAGGGCCCUGUGCCCACCUGGAUGGGCCUAACGGAUCAAAAUGGGCCCUGGAGAUGGGUGGACGGGACCGACUUUGACACAGGAUUCAAGUACGUUUGUCACCCACCUCUACCUUGGACUGCCUUAUCUUUCAGCAUCUUUAGUGACCCCAGGGGUUUAGGGGGAGCUUCUAGUAACACGGUUGACAACCUGGUCUUCCGGGGCUCACAGCUCAUUAUUUUCAGGAAUUGGAAGCCACAGCAGCCGGAUAACUGGCACGGACACGGUCUAGGAGGAGGUGAGGACUGCGCCCACUUCUCUUACGAUGAUGGUCGUUGGAAUGACGAUGUUUGCCAGAGGCCUUACCGCUGGGUCUGUGAAAUAGAGCUGGGCAAAGCCAGCUGAGUCCGCUUCCCUCAACUGAUGCCUCAGUUCCACAAACCUGACAUCUGGUGUUGGUAAUCACUCUGUCUUGGUAUCUCCACCAUCUGGGGGCGUUUUUUUUUUCCCUAGCACUGUAAGGGGUCGAUAGAUAAAGGAUGGUAUCUGAGGAAUGUGGUAUGGUGGUUAGAACGCUGACACUGUGUACAAUGUACAUCCUGUUAUUGUCAAGUUAUUUUUUAGAGUAAAAAAGAGAAAUAUGCUUUCUA
Molecule: messenger RNA, 1714 nt
Organism: Apodemus sylvaticus (European woodmouse)
Lineage: Eukaryota; Metazoa; Chordata; Mammalia; Rodentia; Muridae
Product: C-type lectin domain family 10 member A-like
Exons: 10
Coding region: 366-1469 (367 amino acids)
Biological process (GO): biological process involved in interspecies interaction between organisms
Cellular component (GO): external side of plasma membrane
Molecular function (GO): fucose binding; signaling receptor activity; D-mannose binding
Source: RefSeq, a predicted model, not a curated record